Molecule: messenger RNA, 859 nt
Organism: Cucumis sativus (cucumber)
Lineage: Eukaryota; Viridiplantae; Streptophyta; Magnoliopsida; Cucurbitales; Cucurbitaceae
Product: transcription factor IBH1-like 1
Exons: 2
Coding region: 134-691 (185 amino acids)
Biological process (GO): regulation of DNA-templated transcription
Source: RefSeq, a predicted model, not a curated record
CACCAUUGCCUUCCUUUAAGCACAUAAAUUGGUUUUUGCACAUUCUUCUAUUUCUAUUUCACUUAUAAACUCUCUUGGAUCUCUAAAUCUUCUCCUUCUCUCUCAAUUUUAACAUUAUAACACAUUUCUCAGAAUGCAGAACUCCAAUUCGUUAAAACAAGAAUUUUUUAAGAAAUGGAUGAUGGGUCUUCAAAUAUACACAACCACCAACGAAAACAUGACGGUCACAGAGCGAAAAACAGCCAUUAAAUUAUCUGCUGACAUAGCUUUAGCAUCCUCUCGAAACUGCGCCACCCGGUGGAGUCGAGCGGUUAUUGCUCGCUCCUCCGUCGAUAACCGAAGCUGUUUUGUGGCUAACGGCGUACUGGGUCGUGGUCUAUGCGAGAGAGUGAAGCAAAUCAGCAAUUUGAAAAUCACGCGAAGUUCAUGGAGUAGUGGGAAGAUUGUGAAAAGAAGCCGUCGUGUGUGGCGGCGGCGGAGGCGGAGGAAUAAAUGUAUGGCGGCGGUGACGAUUGCAAGAAGAUUAGUGCAAAAAAGAACAAAAGUGCUACGUGGUUUGGUUCCGGGAGGUGAAUUUAUGGAUGAAAUUUCGUUGAUUGAAGAAACCCUAGAUUAUAUGUCAGCUCUUCAAGCUCAAGUUGAUGUAAUGAGGUUUCUUGCAACUGCAUAUAAUCCAUCAUCAUCAUCAUGAAAAGAAAAUUCAAUUUUUAAUUAUAAUCAAUCCCCCCUUUUUUUUUGUUUAUUUAUUUUCUUUUUUGGCCAACAUUCAUAUGAUGAAUGUGGAUGGAGAAAGUUAUGGGCUUUUUUUCUCUCUUUUUUGCACAUAUAUGUGUAGCUAAUUUAAUUUGAAGUUAAUGUA